This is a messenger RNA of Zingiber officinale, 450 nucleotides long. RefSeq names its product protein NUCLEAR FUSION DEFECTIVE 6, mitochondrial-like. Lineage: Eukaryota; Viridiplantae; Streptophyta; Magnoliopsida; Zingiberales; Zingiberaceae. The record is from RefSeq and is a predicted model, not a curated record. Bases 9 to 266 code for a protein of 85 amino acids. The transcript is spliced from 3 exons.
GGAGCGUCAUGGCGUCGCUUUGCAGAUCCGCCGCCAUGGCCACCGCGAGAUCCGUGGUGGGGCGCACCAGAUCCCUGCUCUCGAACUCCCCACCGUCGCGUAGAGCUGCCUCAACCCUGAGGAGGUCCAUGGCGCCGGCACUGGGAAGCGUCGAGUCGCUGAUGCCGCUUCACAGCGCCAUUGCAUCCGCCCGUCUCACGUCUUUCAUCGCUGUCGAUUCUUCAUGCUGGAGUUGGCUCUCCCAAGGACGUUCUUUGCCUUUGUGACCAAGGUGUGCCGGUGGCUUCAUGCUGCGCCAAUUUUAGAUUCUCAAGCCGCUGCUUGUUUGAGAUAAUAAAAAAAUUGUAUUGAUACAUUUCUAUUCAUCUCGAUCCCCUGAUGGAUUUAGGUGUGGCACAUGCUUCUGGAUUGUACUGUGUUCUUUGCAUAAAUAAAUUUGUCAAUUAAAUA